This is a messenger RNA of Thermochaetoides thermophila DSM 1495, 3384 nucleotides long. RefSeq lists its product as uncharacterized. Bases 1 to 3384 code for a protein of 1127 amino acids. The transcript has a single exon. Lineage: Eukaryota; Fungi; Ascomycota; Sordariomycetes; Sordariales; Chaetomiaceae. Gene Ontology annotation, molecular function: ATP binding; ATP hydrolysis activity. Gene Ontology annotation, cellular component: mitochondrial outer membrane. The record is from RefSeq and is a predicted model, not a curated record.
AUGCCCUCGGCCGCAGGGGCUCGCGCCCUGCUGUCCGUGUCAGUAAGGGAGUCGGCAGCAUCAGCGUCUGCUUCGCACUGUCGUGCUCGCUCGCGUCCUCGCCUGCCUCCUGCUCGUGUCCCCAUCCAGAUCCAGCAACAAGCCAACGUCCAUAAUGCAGCCCGUCGCCGAUGCUCUUCUAAUGGGCCUGCCCCCCCUCGCAACCCCGUGUCUGUCGUGACGCCCCAGAAUCGCGGAUUCCACGCCUCUGUUGCUGUAAGAGGCAGGUCGAGUGAAGAUCCCGGGGCGGCGGACGAUCCGUCAAAAGAGGGCAGCGCGGGAGUGCCAAAUAAAAACAGCCACUCGGCAAAGGAGAACGCUACAAACAGCACCACCAGCGGGAAAGAAACUCCCGAUACCAGCGCCAAACCCCCCGCCGAAACCCCCGCCCAACCCCCCGUCGAAGUCAACAACAAGCGCGAACGACUUCGCAGCCAGGGCUAUGGCUCCGCUCGUGCCCGUGCGACACGCAACCUGCGCGUAGAUGAGACCGUUGCCGUGCAGCUCCCGAAAUGGUUCAUGGACGACUGUGUCUCGUUAUACGAGCAGCGGCCCAUCGGCAGCCCCAACACCUUGUUACUCCCACUGCUGGAGCAGGACCGGGAGGAUGUGGCUGCUGUGCUGGACGCCCGGAUCGAGGAGGCUGCCCUGACCGAGGACGAUGUCGCUGCCGCGAAGGAGAAACUUCUGCGUGCCGCUCAGCGCGGAGUUGCGGCUGUUGCGCCGGUGGCUGAGCAACUUGUGGGGAGGGCAAGAGAUGUGCAUAACGCAGCGUUCUUCCAGGCGCUGGCAAUGGUGCAUACCGAUAGUGCCGACCCAGAGCAUUUGGACAGGUUGAGGCAGCACUAUGCUGAGAGGGCAAGCGAGAUGGAGAGGCUGGCCUGGUGGCCGGAUGAGAAGCUUUCACUGGAUGCGCAGCGGUGGUUGGCGAAUCUAAGAUCUGAGGCUGUGCCUGGAUCGGGGUCGCUUCAUGGUAGUCCGCUCGCUAAGCGCCCGAGUGUUGAGUACCCCGUAUGCAUGGAGCUGCUGGCUGCAAUCAGGACACAGCUGGAGACACCGCCGCCGAUUAGCCAGCAUCCCAAUUCUCGGAGGCCGGUUAAUAUCCUGGCGGUGCUGAACCGGAAGGGGAGGACUGUGCCGCAGAGCGUGAUCAACGAUAUUGCGACUGAUCUGAAUGCCGACGUGGUUCAUCUGGAUGCGCAUAUCCUCGCCGACCUGAUCGGGAGACACCUCGGCCAAAACCCCUACGCCGCGCGUGGCUCCCUCACCAUGCUCGGCUACGGUGCGGCUGAACUCAACGGCCGCCUGGCUCCGCGUCCUGAUCCAGACGCUGAACUCAACCUAGGCAUGGUCUCCGUCACCCUGCCGCCGCGUCUGCGCUCGUUCAGGUCGUUGUACAAAGACAGCUACUCGGCCGGUGCCUCGUCCGAAGGCAGGUGGGACGAUCUGAAGAUGGGGACUGCCCUAGAGACGCUGAUUUCCGCGGCGGAGAUUAAGAGGGGAUUGAUGAGGGCUCAGGAGGAGGAGAGACCCAAGUUCAGCGUGCCGGCUCAGAAUUUGAUUGUGCAUGUGCAUGAUUUCGCGGAGCUGAGUUCGUUGCAUCCUUCGUUGAUUACCAAGUUGAGGACGAUUGUGGAUCGGAUGUGGCUAGGGGGGAGGAGAGUUGUUUUGGUCGGGUCGUCGUCAGGCGACCAGAAUAGCCCGAGUCGGUGGAGGGAUCAGCUUGCGGACCUGGGCCAGGAUGGGGAUCAUAUCAUCCCGUUCCAGGCUGACGAGAGCAGUCAGUGGACGGAGUUGUACGACAAUGUGCGGGAUAACCUCGCCAAUGUGGAGGCCAUGCUGCGGGGGAUGCUCGGUUUCAAUGCGGAUAUCAACCUGGGCAAGGUGCGCAUUGAGGACGGGCCUGCGUUGGUCGACAGCAAGGAGGGUAGCGUGGGCAAGGUGUUCUCGAGUCAUCUGUACGAUGCGCAGUGGAUUUACAGGUUGGCCUCUCUCAUGGUCGGCUGCCGCGCCCCGCGCUACGACAAGUUCCGCCUCAGCAACCUCGAGUAUGCCCUGCAGUAUAUGUCGGACCAGAACAAGCAUUGGUCGAGCAUCUGUCCGAGUGUGCAUCCGCCUUACUUCUCGCCUCUGCUUACUCCGCGCAAGAACAGGGGUGAGGGGGUAGAGUGGGACUUUUCGCUGUCAUCUGGUGGUGGCGGGGGCGGUGAUGGGAGGGGAGGGAGCGGUAGCGGGGGUUUCGGGGGUACUUCUUCGUCUAAGGAAUACGACCAGCACGAGAAGAAGUUGCUCUCGGGGUUGAUCAACGCCAAGGACCUGCACACAACCUUCGACGAUAUCGUUGUCCCGCAAGAAACCAAAGACUCCCUCAUCGGCCUGACCUCCCUCUCGCUCAUCCGCCCCGAGGCCUUCUCCUACGGUAUCCUCAAAACGGAACGAGUCCCAGGUUGUCUGCUCUACGGUCCCCCGGGUACCGGCAAAACCCUCCUCGCAAAAGCAGUCGCCAAAGAGUCUGGUGCAAACAUGCUCGAAGUCUCUGCCGCCUCCAUCAACGACAUGUGGCUGGGUCAGUCCGAAAAGAACGUCCGCGCCCUGUUUUCCCUCGCACGCAAACUCUCUCCCUGCGUAAUCUUCCUCGAUGAAGCGGACGCUUUGCUGGGCGCAAGACAAAACACACCCGGCCGCUCCGGCCACCGCGAGACUAUCACCCAGUUCUUGCGGGAAUGGGACGGGUUGUCGGGGCCGUCUAACCCUGAUCAAAGGGCGUUUAUUAUGGUCGCGACCAACAGGCCUUUCGAUCUGGACGAGGCGGUGCUCCGCCGCUUGCCGCGCAAGAUUCUCGUCGAUCUCCCUCUCCGCGCAGAAAGAGAGAAAAUCCUGCGCGUCAUGCUCCGUGAUGAGGUUUUAGAUUCAGACGUUGACAUCGCCUAUCUAGCAGGAGAGCCCACCGAGCUGUACUCCGGCUCCGACCUAAAAAACCUGUGCGUCUCAGCGGCUAUGGAGGCCGUCCGCGAGGAAGUCCGCCUGCGCGACGCGCACACGGGUGACGAGCCGUUUGUGUGGCCCGAGAAGAGGGUGUUGAAGAAGAAGCAUUUUGAGAAGGCGCUGAGGGAGAUCUCUGCGAGUAUUAGUGAAGAUAUGGAGAGCUUGAAAGCGAUUAGAAAGUUUGAUGAGCAGUAUGGGGAUGCGGGGAGGAAGAGGAGGGCAAAGAGGGGAAUUGGCUUCGAGGUUGUGUCGGGGAAGGUGGGGAGCGGAGAGGCGAGAGUUAGGCAGGUUGCGGAGGACGGGGGGGAGGAGAAGGGGGUUGCGGUAGGGGUUAAGGUUGAUGAGAGCGCGGCUGUUUAG